Molecule: messenger RNA, 3672 nt
Organism: Dalotia coriaria
Lineage: Eukaryota; Metazoa; Arthropoda; Insecta; Coleoptera; Staphylinidae
Exons: 6
Coding region: 419-3631 (1070 amino acids)
Biological process (GO): protein localization to ciliary inversin compartment
Cellular component (GO): ciliary inversin compartment
Molecular function (GO): protein binding
Source: RefSeq, a predicted model, not a curated record
UUUAGAUACAGGCGCGAUUGUUUGAUAAUAAACAUCCGCUCGGUUUGAACAGUGUUGGGUCAGAUAACAUGUAGCCUUGGCGAGACGAGUUUGAAGUUUACACUGACUCAGUAAGUCGCAGAUUAUUAGCGCGGUUGGAGCAGUAAUUAUAUAAAAUUAAGUCUGGUGUAAAAUAUAAUAUAAAAGUGAAUAAAGUAUUAAUUUACACUAAUUAAAUGAACUGUUUUAUUUAAAUUGGAUUUGAAUUCGAUAGUGAAUUCUUAACAAAAGGAUUGAAGUUGGCAAGAAAAACCACGCCCAGUAAAAUGAAUUCAUCUCUAUGAAACUAAAGAGUGAGAUUACUUUAUAACUGUUAAUAAAUUAAUCAAGUUAGUUUCAAUCAGGAUACGAACACAAACUUGAUAUUAAAAGUUAAAAUAUGGAAAAAAAGCAACAAAGAAAAAAGAAAAAGAAAGGACCUCCGCCUCCUCCACCACCAAUAUAUAUUCCUAAUUACAAACCAACACUAAGUUUGACCGAUGAGGGGUUUAUUGCUAGUAGUUCCACUGAUAUUAAAACUGUGGAGAAAAUUCAAAACACGUAUACAUGUACAAUUCUGCAAGUAGCAGAUGCUAUGAGGCAAAACGAUUUAUUGAAACUUCUAGAGAAAGUAGAAGUAUUGGAUAAUGAAACCAAAGAUUAUGUAAUAAGUGAAGCUCUAAAUUAUAUGCAUAUGCAUGGCAGAACCUUAUCAAAGCAAAUGCACAAUAAAAUUCGUUGUAUACUGAUGCAAUCGCGAUUUUAUAGGAUUUAUGAUCCUAAAAAAGAUAGCAACACUUAUAAUGACAAUAUACAACAACUGGAAUUUAUUCAUUCUUGUUUUGAAGGAUUACUAAAAAUGAACUCUCCUAGUUUUAUGGACAAUUAUAUCAAACAAAUAAUAUUUUAUGGUACUGAAUUGCAGUUUGGUAAAGAUUGGGCAAAGGAUUUACCAUGGAACAUGUUUGCAUUCUAUAUUCAACAAUAUGCGGGAUUUGUCCGAACUUCAAACCAUAAGCAUCUAUAUCAAGUCGGUAUUAUCACAGAAAACAAAUUUCAAACCAUGGUUGAAAACUUUAAAAAGAUAUUUGAAAUGACUUUGCCAAACAAUAGUAUAGUGUACGAGCAUUUUCAAAAGGAGAAUACAAAGAUGGCGGAAGAGAUGAAGACAUAUUAUUACGAAUUGAAAGAUUUGCAUUCCCUCGAGAAACUAUAUAAAACAGUUGUGUGUUCUGAUACAACACAUUAUUAUGGAUAUUUAAGAAAAUUACAAGCGUGUGGAGAAUACCUUAAAAGCACUGAUCAAACUCCGAAUAUAUCAGGGGAAUUGAAGGAAUUGUUGACGAAGUGUCUCCCCAUGAAAGAUAUGAAAACAUUUAGGGAUAAAGUAUGCCAUUUAAAAUCUAUUCCAGUUGAAAUUCAAGAUGCAGAAAAAUUGAACGAUUUAAGCAAUUUGAUUGCAAAAAUUGCUAAACAAAUUAAACUCACUUAUAAAUUUAUACAAUUGGAAACUGCAGUAAAAAUAAAAAAGUUAAUAUUACAAUCACCUGAAUCCAUCCCAAUGCCACACGCAAUAAAACAUGAGCUCUCUUCAUUCCGAUCAGCUUUUGGUACAUUACACGAAUCUCCCGAUCGAAACAUACAACUGCGCAAAGACAAUGUGAAUCGGUUGUUUGCAUUGAUGGAAUUUCAUUACAACGUAGAAGGUGGAUACAAUUACAAUUUACUAAAAGUGUCAGAUGAGCAAAUUGAAGCAGAAAAGCAAAAACUUUUGUCAGAAUGGCCAAUUGAUCAAUCAGACGACAAAACACUACCGAAUUUAAUUGAGACUGUUUCAAAUCCUCCAUUAUUCAGUGAUGAUGCAGACGAACAUUACCGAGCAUGUUUAGAAAUUCUAAAAACUGAAGUUGAAAGGAAAAACGAUUUAGGUGUUGAAUUGCUCUUGAUGCUGAUUUUAAAAAUUGCUGAUGAAUUGCGGAAUUUUAAUCUUAAUCGAAAGUGGUAUACAGAGUUAUGUGCUACGCUUACUGUUAGAUCGUUACGAAAUGAUUUGGCUCACGGUGAUCUUUAUGUGGAUCUCCUAGAAAUCGAUAGAAAAUCGACGAUUUACGAUAUUGCAAAUAUUUUAAUUGGAGAACUUGAAAAUGAAACUGCCAGGAAACAAAAAGAAUGUGGUAAAGUAACACAAACCAUACCAAUGCCAGAAUUACGAACAAAUACUAAUUCAGAACUGGCGCUUAUAAAAAUAAAAGAAGAUCUUGGAUAUCAAAUCCAAAAAGGGUGUAUUACAGAAGUACAAAGGCUAGUGAACAAAAUGAAGACGGAAGAUAUUGAGUGGCGCAAUUUAUUAGAAACUACUGCUUUAAAUCUGGCCGCGGGCAAUGACCUAGACAAUGUGGAACUAUUUGAGCUGGUAUUUGAUGAAAUUGGUGAUCACCAAAAAUGGUUUCGAGAUGAUCUCGGUGAUACAAUGUUGCAUGUAGCUGCUGAAAAAGGCAAUGUGCGAAUUUUAUCAAAUAUUUUAAAAACGAAGGCUUCAUUCUACACAAAACAUGUUCAUGUCAUUAACUACAAUGGUGAUACACCAUUUCACAAAGCAGCGAUUGCAAAUCAGCCACGUACUUUUGAAAUAUUGUGUAAUAGUUGGUUCAGUAAACAUAUCCAACUUUUUAACGAAAAUGCGCAGGGUGCAAUACACUGUGCAAUUGUAUUUGAUCAUAUUGACGUUAUUGAAGUGUUUGUGAAAUGGAAUUAUCACCAACCACUUGAUAGUGUUCGUGCAGUAAGAAACCAAACUUGUCUUCACCUUGCAUGUGACUACAAUCACAAAAAUCUGAUUCGUUAUUUCAUAGAACGUGAAUCAGACGCAAAUACGAUUGACAAGGACAUUGAUACACCAUUAUUAUUAGGAAAACAGUUUUCGAAUGCACCCGACGUGCUAAUGAUUGAAAAAUAUAUGAAUCCUAUAAUGGAGGAUAAUAAAAUGCAUUCGGCUGUUAAAUGUAAUGCACCAUCUAAGUUUGAAGAGAUCUAUAGUAUUGCACCUUUUUUAAUAUGGACCACAGAUAUCGAAGGCAAAACACCCGUUGACAAUGCCAUUUUAGGAAAUAAUAGAGAAAUGCUUGAGUUAAUAUUUCAUCAUGUUUUACUAGAUUAUUCAGAGAAACCAUAUAUAUACAAAAAAGUGAUUUCUAUCAUGUGUGACAGUGAAUUAAAAUGUCUUGAUGGACCAUGCGUAAGGCUAAUAUUAAAUUUUGUUUUAAAUACUCUUACGGAGAAAUUUAAUGACAAAUUGGCGUGCUUUUGGGGAUUCACUUUAUUGGGUCAGAUGGUGAAAGUUUUCGAAGAUAUCUACAUACUUAAAACAACCAUUAUUAGAAUAAUGUUGGAGAAAAUCAGUUUAUUUGAAAACGAUGACCGAAUAAUUAAAUGCGUUCAUGAUGUGUUUACCUGGUGCAUGUUUUUAAGUGACGAGGCAUAUAUUGGCUUAAGUAAUAUUUUGGUUAAUUAUUUAUCCAAGGAUAAUUUUAUCAACCAUUACAAUACAUUAGAUUUAAUCUCUUGGUUAGUAAAAAUCGGAACAUAUGAACAAAAAUCACAUUCGAAACUAUAGGUUUAAUUCAAGUAUUAUAUAAUAUCAAAAAUGCCGAUUUU